This is a messenger RNA of Closterium sp. NIES-65, 1194 nucleotides long. NCBI's taxonomy places the organism in Eukaryota, Viridiplantae, Streptophyta, Zygnematophyceae, Desmidiales, Closteriaceae. The record is from the annotation of a GenBank genome assembly.
AUGCCCAGCGCGGCGCCGUAUUCCACCCAGACGGGGUCUUGCGCAUCCCCCACCAUAAUGCGCCUGGAAUGUCGGACGCAGGACGCAGCGUCCUCCGUGCGUCUUUCGCAUCAUGAGAGGCAGGGGCAUGAGAGGGAGGGGCACGAGAGGGAGGGGCAUGAGAGGCAGGGGCAUGAGAGUCAGAGGCACGAGAGGCAGGGGCAUGAGAGGGAGGGGCAUGAGAGGCAGGGGCAUGCAAGGGAGGGGCAUGAGAGGGAGGGGCAUGAGAGGCAGGGUCAUGAGAGUCAGAGGCAUGAGAGGCAGGGGCAUGAUAGGGAGGGCCAUGAGAGGCAGGGGCAUGCGAGGCAGGGGCGUGAGAGGUUGGGGCAUGCGAGGCAGGGGCAUGAGAGGCAGGGGCAUGAGAGGGGGGGGCAUGCGAGGAAGGGGCAUGAGAGGGAGGGGCAUGAGAGGGAGGGGCAUGAGAGGCAGGGGCAUGAGAGUCAGAGGCAUGAGAGGCAGGGGCAUGAGAGGGAGGGGCAUGAGAGGCAGGGGCAUGAGAGGCAGGGGCAUGAGAGGGAGGGGCAUAAGAGGGAGGGGCAUGAGAGGGAGGGGCAUCAGAGGGAGGGGCAUGAGAGGUUGGGGCAUGCGAGGCAGGGGCAUGAGAGGCAGGGGCAUGAGAGGGAGGGGCAUGAGAGGCAGGGGCAUGCGAGGCAGGGGCGUGAGAGGUUGGGGCAUGAGAGGGAGGGGCAUGAGAGGUUGGGGCAUGUGAGGCAGGGGCAUGAGAGUCAGAUGCAUGAGAGGCAGGGGCAUGAGAGGGAGGGGCAUGAGAGGGAGGGGCAUGAGAGGGAGGGGCAUGAGAGGGAGGGGCCCCAGUGGUCUGAACCGCAGCCGGAACAGGAAGAGGGGGCGGAGGCUGCAGUGACGGAAUAUCAGCACGCUGUCGUGGAGGGACGAAGGCCCCCCUCGCCUCUCCGCCUCCCGCUCCUACAAAUCCCGUGUCCGGAAGAGGGGGAAUCCAGGGCACAGGGGGAUAUGGCGCAGCAGAAACAGGACGCAAGGAGGCAUGUGGAGCACGAUCACCGCCAGGAGCGGGAACCCGCGGGUACGCCGAUGCGUGGGGCGCAGGAGCAGCAAGGGGCGCGGCCGAAGCCUGCACAUUCACAGGAGCUGGUGCGGGCGCGGGAGCGGCGGGAGGAGGAGGGGCAACAAAUUUGA